AUGAUGGCCACAAUGGAAGGAAUAAUGGACAAAGCUGUAAUAGAUGAUGUGAUUAGAAGAUUGUUAGAAGGAAAAGGAGGAAAACAAGUUCAGCUUUCUGAAUCUGAGAUUCGUCAACUUUGCAUCAACGCUAGACAAAUCUUUCUCUCUCAACCUAUUCUUCUUGAUCUUCAUGCUCCUAUCCGCAUUUGUGGUGAUAUACAUGGUCAGUACCAAGACUUAUUGAGACUUUUUGAACACGGCGGUUUUCCUCCGUCUGCGAACUACUUGUUUCUUGGCGAUUAUGUUGACAGAGGGAAGCAAAGUUUGGAGACGAUAUGCUUGCUUUUGGCUUACAAAAUAAGAUAUCCAGACAAAGUUUAUCUGUUAAGAGGAAACCAUGAAGAUGCAAAGAUAAACCGAAUAUAUGGUUUUUAUGACGAAUGUAAAAGGAGGUUCAAUGUUAGGCUAUGGAAGAUAUUCACCGACUGUUUUAACUGUUUGCCGGUAGCUGCACUCAUUGACGAAAAAAUACUUUGUAUGCACGGCGGACUGUCUCCCGAGUUACAAAGGUUAGAUCAGAUAAGAGAGGUUGCGAGGCCGACCGAAAUCCCUGAUAAUGGUCUCUUGUGUGAUCUCCUUUGGUCUGAUCCUGAUUCUAGUGUUGAUGGUUGGCAUGAUAGUGACCGAGGCCUUUCGUGUACUUUUGGAGCUGAUGUUGUCGCUGAUUUUUUGGAUAAAAAUGAUCUUGAUCUUAUCUGCAGGGGUCAUCAGGUUGUCGAGGAUGGAUAUGAGUUUUUCGCUAAACGGAGAUUAGUCACAAUAUUCUCCGCUCCAAAUUAUGGCGGGGAGUUUGACAACGCCGGUGCAUUAUUAUCCGUUGAUGAAUCUCUUGUAUGUUCCUUUGAGAUACUGAAACCCGCUGAUAAAGAAAUAGGAACAAGUUCAUCAAAAAUGAAUUUUAAGAAGCCCCCAACAUUGGGAUAG
Messenger RNA from Lathyrus sativus (Indian pea), 966 nucleotides. The record is from the annotation of a GenBank genome assembly. NCBI's taxonomy places the organism in Eukaryota, Viridiplantae, Streptophyta, Magnoliopsida, Fabales, Fabaceae.